GGCCACGCCGGCGACCACGAGGUCGAGGGCGUGAUCGUGGGGAUGGUGGGCGCCCGCUUCGAGCGCGAGGGCGUCAUGGAGUGGCAGGACUGCGUGGUCACGCCGGAGCAGAACACGGCGGAGCGCGGCUACGGCGAGGACCCCCCGCAGAAGCGCUGGUUGGUGCGAGAGUGGGGCAGGUUGUGGGGUGCGGGGCCGCUGCCCACGUGGGAGCAGGCGCAGCAGGCGCAGCAGGACGCCGAGGACGGCUUCGUGCCGCUGUCGAGCCGGAUGCUGCUCAACGCGAGGGUCUACAAGGCGCGGAUCCGCCUCUCAGCCGAAGAAGAAGGCGUACGUGCACGUGGUGGGCCUGGGCCUCGGCGUGUGGCAGGUGUCGCCUCGGCAGGAGCAGCUGUUCGUGGACGCGUGGGGCGAGGCGCUGGCCGCCGUGGACACCGCGCACAUCGGCCACGUGGACUUCAGCUGGAUCAAGGCGUCCCAGUGCCACGGCGCCGGCGACGGCGACGAGUUCCCGGGCACGAGGGUGGUGGUGCACUUCUCGCAGAGGGCGCUGCACGACCCCGUCCCCGCCGGCACGCUGCUGGUGGACAGCUUCGCCUGGGACGGCAACUCGCUGCCCGGGAACGAGUACUGGAGGGGCAAAUUGUCCGCGUCGGGCGACCCCGCCGCCGCCUGCUCGUCGGGCGUGGCGGAGCUGCACAACGCCCUCAUCAACCCGCUCGUGUGCGCCGAGAACCUGCACGUAGUGGCCGGCGGCCGCGUCGAGCACGUGGCCAGGUACGCGGCCAGGGUCGUGGGCGGCGCCUCCGCGUAGGCCGCCCGCGCUCGUGGAGGAUAGCUUAGUAGGUUUAAUGGUGGGACGCGUCUGGGAAGACGUUUCGCCAGCGCUCUAACAAAGCGGAAUCACACACACACGCGCGCG
Penaeus monodon (black tiger shrimp) is the source of this 922-nucleotide messenger RNA. RefSeq lists its product as uncharacterized. The record is from RefSeq and is a predicted model, not a curated record. Lineage: Eukaryota; Metazoa; Arthropoda; Malacostraca; Decapoda; Penaeidae.